Molecule: messenger RNA, 3976 nt
Organism: Lipotes vexillifer (Yangtze River dolphin)
Lineage: Eukaryota; Metazoa; Chordata; Mammalia; Artiodactyla; Lipotidae
Gene: TM9SF4
Product: transmembrane 9 superfamily member 4
Exons: 18
Coding region: 231-2159 (642 amino acids)
Biological process (GO): protein localization to membrane
Cellular component (GO): membrane
Source: RefSeq, a predicted model, not a curated record
UCUGCCAGGAGCUAACAUGGCUCCCGUAGUUACACCAUUCUCUCUUUUCACCUAAUCAGCGACCUGACUCCCCAGACCAAGCUACCGAUCAGCAGCUAAGUCUUCUUUGCCCCUCCACUCACCGCCACGAAAGGAGCGACUGAAGGCAGGCAGCACCUUGCGGAGUUUAACUCCGUAACCAGGGAAACACUACUUCCGCUGACGUCACUACGACGACACGUGGAUCCAAGAUGGCGGCUGCGAUGGAUUGGUUGCCGUGGUCCCUGCUGCUUCUCUCUCUCACGUGUGAUACCGGGGCCUUCUACGUUCCUGGGGUCGCACCAAUCAACUUCCACCAGAACGACCCUGUAGAAAUCAAGGCUGUGAAGCUCACCAGCUCUCGCACCCAGCUGCCUUAUGAAUACUACUCACUGCCCUUCUGCCAGCCCAGCAAAAUAACCUACAAGGCAGAGAAUCUGGGAGAGGUGCUGAGAGGGGACCGGAUUGUCAACACCCCUUUCCAGGUUCUCAUGAACAGCGAAAAGAAGUGUGAGGUUCUGUGCAGCCAGUCCAAUAAGCCGGUGACCCUGACCGUGGAACAGAGCCGGCUCGUGGCCGAGCGGAUCUCAGAGGACUACUAUGUCCACCUCAUUGCAGACAACCUGCCCGUGGCCACCCGGCUGGAGCUCUACCCCAGCCGCGACGGCGACGACAAGAAGAAGGAGAAGGACGUGCAGUUUGAACAUGGCUACCGGCUCGGCUUCACAGACGCCAGCAAGAUCUACCUGCACAAUCACCUCUCGUUCAUCCUUUACUACCACCGGGAGGACCUGGAAGAGGACCAGGAGCACACAUACCGCGUCGUCCGCUUCGAGGUGAUUCCCCAGAGCAUCAGGCUGGAGGACCUCAAAACAGACGAGAAGAGCUCAUGCACCCUGCCUGAGGGUACCAACUCCUCGCCCCAAGAAAUUGACCCCACCAAGGAGAAUCAGCUGCACUUCACCUACUCCGUGCACUGGGAGGAGAGUGACAUCAAAUGGGCCUCUCGCUGGGACACUUACCUGACCAUGAGUGAUGUACAGAUCCACUGGUUUUCUAUCAUUAACUCCGUCGUGGUGGUCUUCUUCCUGUCAGGCAUCCUGAGUAUGAUUAUCAUUCGGACCCUCCGGAAGGACAUCGCCAACUAUAAUAAGGAGGAUGACAUUGAAGACACGAUGGAAGAGUCCGGGUGGAAGCUGGUGCACGGUGACGUCUUCAGGCCCCCGCAGUACCCCAUGAUCCUCAGCUCCCUGCUGGGCUCAGGCAUUCAGCUCUUCUGCAUGAUCCUCAUCGUCAUCUUUGUGGCCAUGCUUGGGAUGCUGUCACCCUCCAGCCGGGGAGCCCUCAUGACCACGGCCUGCUUCCUCUUCAUGUUCAUGGGGGUGUUUGGUGGAUUUUCCGCCGGCCGUCUGUACCGCACUCUAAAAGGCCAUCGGUGGAAGAAAGGAGCCUUCUGUACGGCGACAUUGUACCCUGGCGUGGUUUUUGGCAUCUGCUUCGUAUUGAAUUGCUUCAUCUGGGGAAAGCACUCAUCAGGGGCGGUGCCCUUCCCCACCAUGGCGGCCCUGCUAUGCAUGUGGUUCGGGAUCUCCCUGCCCCUCGUCUACCUGGGUUACUACUUCGGCUUCCGCAAGCAGCCGUAUGACAACCCUGUGCGCACCAACCAGAUUCCCCGGCAGAUCCCUGAGCAGCGGUGGUACAUGAACCGAUUUGUGGGCAUUCUCAUGGCUGGGAUCCUGCCCUUUGGCGCCAUGUUCAUCGAGCUUUUCUUCAUCUUCAGUGCAAUCUGGGAGAAUCAGUUCUAUUACCUUUUCGGCUUCCUGUUCCUCGUCUUCAUCAUCCUGGUGGUGUCCUGUUCGCAAAUCAGCAUCGUCAUGGUAUACUUCCAGCUGUGUGCAGAGGAUUACCGCUGGUGGUGGAGGAAUUUCCUAGUCUCCGGGGGAUCUGCAUUCUAUGUCCUGGUCUAUGCCAUCUUUUAUUUUGUUAAUAAGCUGGACAUCGUCGAGUUCAUUCCCUCUCUCCUCUACUUUGGCUACACGGCCCUCAUGGUCCUGUCCUUCUGGCUUCUCACGGGCACCAUCGGCUUCUAUGCAGCCUACAUGUUUGUCCGCAAGAUCUACGCUGCUGUGAAGAUAGACUGAUGGGGGUGGACCGUGGCCUGGCCCACUCCAUCCACGGACAGGAAGCCACCCCGUGUGGGGAACUGCAGGCACGUAAAAUAAAAUAACUCCUGCUCAUUUGGAAUGUAACUCCUGGCAGAGUGUUCCUGGAUCCUGGGGCUGCAUAGGGGGCGGAGGGCCUAUAGGUAAAUCUUGCAUUUUUCUUCAUCAUCUUAUUCCAGUUCUGUGGGGGAUGAGUUUUUUGUGGGUUGUUUUUCUUCAGUGCUAAGAAAGAUCCCUCCAGCAGGAACUCUCAGACCUGUUUAUUCAGGUUUCUUUUUGGUUUGGAGUUUUUUCCUUAGUUUUUUUAACAAAUGGAUCCAGGAUGGAUAAACCCAUCAAGACACUGGGUUCUGGUCACUGUCUCCACCUCAGUUCCUCAGGGCUGUUGGCCACCCCACGACUAACUGGAAGAGGAAACGCCGGGCCUUCCAGGCUCCAGUGAGAUUUCUGAGCCUCUUGCUGCCCGUUCUCGCCAUUGAUGCCGCGACAAAGCACAGCUCAGCCUGGACACGCAUCCUCAGUGCCAACCAGCCUCUUCCAGCCCCUUUUCCUCCCUCUUCUCUCCUCCCCAGCCUCCUCCCAGGGCUGCUCGAGGCGGGGCUUCCCUCCAGGCCUCCGGUCAUCUUGUCACUGGGAGCAAGCCCAGGUCUUGGUUGCUACAAGGAAAUCCCCUGGAAGUACUGGGCACCAAAUGCCCCAGGACAGCCGGAGUUGCCCCUGCUCAGAGCAGUGAGAGUUUUCUCGACCGGAGGAGAGACUUGCAAUGAACCGUCUUCGUGCCAAGGAACCCUGGAUCCAGGGCCAAGUGUUUCCAGAGCCAAACCAAGCAUCCAUGUGUGUGCGUGGGCUGAGGGUCCUCACCCCGCAGGAGGCUCCUCAGCCGCUUCCUUGGGGGGGUUGCUGCUCUUUGCAGAGUGUGCUAGGGUGGGCCCUUUCCUCCAUUUCCAGGGCAGGACAAGGCCUGGCGACCGCAGACCCCCUCCUUUAGGUGGCUGGGAAGAGGCACUCUCCCUGACAGCCCCCAGCCUUAGUGCCCAUGCACAGCUCUUUUAGCCAGACCCCUCCCCUCCACCUCCUGUCUGAGUUCUUGUCUCCUUUGAGGAACACCCAGAACACUGGUUGCGAGAAGGAAGAUGGAAAGUAAGUUCUGUCAUUCCUUCCCCGAGUCCCAGGAAUAGGCAAGGAGCCCAACUUAGGAAGAGGAGCUGACGUGCAGGCCUGGCUCCCCUGUCAGCGCCCACUCCUCCUAACCCACCCCCCGCCCCCGUGCGUGUCACAAGACGUCUGCUCCUAAGCUGCAAGAGACCAAACCCACCCUGGGGUCAGGGUUCGAGUAGCAGCCACUCACCCUGGCUGCAGCCCCUUGAGGAAGCCCAACACAAGACAAAGCUCAGGAUGCUGGCUGAGCUAGGAACACACCACCCUCCCCGCCGCCCUCCCCCCGCACUCUCCCAGCAGCCCUCACCAGCUCCACCAGUCAAACCGGUGAUCUUCUCAACCUUGCCUCACAGCGACUCCGCAGUGCCAAGCGGCGUCCACCAAGAAUCAGGUUGGAGGAAAGGGAACCCAAGCAGUAGAGUAUGAUAAUGGAGUCCUGUUCAUUCGGAUCUUGGAUUUUUUUCCCUAAGAGAUUCUCUUUUGGGGGGGAGUGGGGAAACGGACUCCUCAUAAAGGGUUCAAACAGCAUCGAUUUUUCUGACUUUUUAAAUCAUCAUCAUCAUUAUUUUUAAUUAAAAGAUGCCUGUAUGCCUUUUUUUGGUCCAAUUGUAAAUAAAUAUGUCAUUGUCCUGUUGUCA